Messenger RNA from Aspergillus terreus NIH2624, 579 nucleotides. Its product is annotated as 3-hydroxyacyl-CoA dehydrogenase family protein. Gene Ontology annotation, biological process: fatty acid metabolic process. Gene Ontology annotation, molecular function: oxidoreductase activity, acting on the CH-OH group of donors, NAD or NADP as acceptor; NAD+ binding. Lineage: Eukaryota; Fungi; Ascomycota; Eurotiomycetes; Eurotiales; Aspergillaceae. The record is from RefSeq and is a predicted model, not a curated record. Bases 1 to 579 code for a protein of 192 amino acids. The transcript has 5 exons.
AUGGCGCUCGCACGCUCAUGGCUGGUAGUGGAGUGUGUUCCCGAGUCGCUCUCUCUGAAGCGAUCCUUGCUCCGAAAGCUUGACAAAGCCACCCGUCCCGAAACAAUCAUCGCGUCAAACUCGAGUAGUUAUAAUAUCCCCGAGAUAGCGAAGGGCAUUGCUCUGAAGGGAAAGGAUCGCAUUGUCAAUAUGCAUCCAUUUCUGCCGCCGGACAUACCUGGUUCGUCAAGUACUUCCACAACUGCCGAAAUAAGGAUCUGGGCUGCCAUCAAACGAGAAACCCUCUCCGCAAUUGACGAGGGGGUAGCGAGUCCCCAAGAGACCGAUCAAAUCUUCCAAUGUGUAACGGGGAUGCCGAAAGGCCCCUGUGAGCAAAUGGACACCAUCGGCCUUGAUACCGUGUUACAUAUCGAGGAUCACUACGCAGCUGUACGCCCUGGACUUCCAGAAGGUCCACGAAAGCUCUUGCGCAAGAUGGUUGCUGCUGGGAAACUGGGGGUCAAGACAGGGGCAGGUUUCUAUUCUUAUGAAAGCUUCGAGCAGAUCGUUAGAUCCCAUCCUAAUAGAAAAGGACUCUAA